Molecule: messenger RNA, 1722 nt
Organism: Phlebotomus argentipes
Lineage: Eukaryota; Metazoa; Arthropoda; Insecta; Diptera; Psychodidae
Product: signal transducer and transcription activator-like
Exons: 4
Coding region: 1-1563 (520 amino acids)
Biological process (GO): cell surface receptor signaling pathway via JAK-STAT; regulation of transcription by RNA polymerase II; defense response
Molecular function (GO): RNA polymerase II cis-regulatory region sequence-specific DNA binding; DNA-binding transcription factor activity, RNA polymerase II-specific
Source: RefSeq, a predicted model, not a curated record
AUGUCUCUCGAAGCGAUUGACAGCAAAUUGGCGGAGCUGCGAAGCACUCUUGAGAACAACUCGCGGCUUCUGCCUGAUCUUGUGCCGCACUGGAGCGACGCUCCAGACAUCAUCGACGAUCUCGUGCGCACGCUGUUUUGCCAGGCGCGAGCCUGGCUCGAGGAGCUCCACCGCGGAAGCCAGGACAUUUUCCAGGCCAUCCAGUGCGUCUUGGACGCCUUUGUGGACUUCCAGCGAGAUCGCGUCGUGCAAGUGCCGAAUUUGAGAGAAUUGCAGCGAGUUUGUGAGACUUUCUUCCAGUAUCUCAAGGACAUCAGCGAGCAGUUUUUGUUCGUCCACACAAAUCGCAUCACGGGGCUGAUUUGCGCCUUGUCCAACACCGAAGAGGCCGUUUUCAGUGCCUGGUGGAAUAGUGUGAUCGCGACGACGCAACAGUUCAUAAGAUGCACACUUAUUUACGAGGAACAGCCGGGGCCCAUCAUAAGGAAAGAGAGGAUUUUCGAGGGCAAAGUGAGAUGGCUCAUCGGCUCGCAGCUUGAUUUCAACGUGGUAGAUGGACUCAAUGGACGAGUAUCAAUUCUUCAUGAGCACGAAACGAACAAAUUGAUGGAAGGAAAAUUCGUUGAUCAUCAAGAUAAAUUUUCCGUUCAGAAAAACGAAGUGGUGUUCGAAGUGAAUCCAAACAUGGAAGUUUAUGCGAAAUUUAGCAAGUGCAAAAUUAUGUCAAUCAGCAGAAAUACUGGCAGAAAUAUCGAUAAGAAAAUUGAUGAGAAAUACGCCGUUGUGUUCCGCACAAACAUUGUGUGGAAUGGCCAGGAACUUGAGAUUUCUGUCAUUUCUCUUCCAAUUUGCCUAACAACGCACAUGACGCAGGAUGAAUAUUGCUACGCAAAGAUUAUGUGGGAUUAUGCGUUCGCUGACAAGAACAGAUCUGCUUUUGUGGUGCCCGAAGAAGUCUGUUGGAUUGAUUUUGCAAAUGCGCUCAGCAGAAUGUGGACAUCUUGGGUUGGAUGUCCUUUGAAUGAUCAACACUUAGCUUACCUCUAUGAUAUUGCGUUCGAUGAGCUUUGGUAUGGAAAUGUGAUUAAAACGCGGCCUGUUUCAUGGAACCAAAUUACUAAGAGUUAUCUUAAGGGAAUGAAUUUCACGUUCUGGUCAUGGUUCUACAACAACAUGAAGCUGAUUAAGGACAAAUAUGGAGAUCACUGGCAAAAUAAUCACAUUUAUGGAUUUAUUCACAGAGAACACGCUCACGCUCUAUUGAAAUCCUUGCCAAUCGGCACUUUUCUCUUGCGCUUUUCCAAGUCAAUGAUCGGAAACAUGUCCAUUGAUGUCGUGUUGGCAAAUUCACAAGUGUCUUCGUGUGGACCUUUUGACAGUUCCAGUUUCGAAACAUCCUUGAAUUCAUCAUUGACAACAUUUAAUGGAUUCAUAAGGAACUUUGUAAAUUUGAAAUUCUUGCAUCCAAACAUACCGAAGAAUAUUGCUUUUCCAACACAGAAUGAUGUUACCCCUCCUCAAGGAUACGUUCCAUUACGACCCAAAAUAAUUAUUGAACUGUAGACUCUGAAGAUUUCAUGCUUAUAAGCUUUAUGAUUUGACUUUGGGCUUUUAAAAUUUCUAGAGAUUAGCAAAAGCUGUGCAACUUUAUAGCAUAUGUAGUAUAAUUAAGUGAUUGAUGUUAUCUGUAAUAUAAUUUUGAAUAAACUUUAUGAGGUCAAA